Molecule: messenger RNA, 1480 nt
Organism: Andrographis paniculata
Lineage: Eukaryota; Viridiplantae; Streptophyta; Magnoliopsida; Lamiales; Acanthaceae
Product: GDSL esterase/lipase At1g29670-like
Exons: 4
Coding region: 66-1157 (363 amino acids)
Molecular function (GO): hydrolase activity, acting on ester bonds
Source: RefSeq, a predicted model, not a curated record
UUUUCUAUAUAAGUGCCAAAACAGCACUUGAUACUGGCUGUACAUAAACAUCCUUAAACAACUUGAUGAUGGAUCGGAGCCUUGCACUCUUUUGUUUCUUUCUCAUCUCUGCCAUGUUUGCUGCUCCUUCGAAUGGCCUCUUGCCGGAGGACAAGUCGAAGAUCAGAGGGAUGUUUGUGUUUGGGAGUUCUGUAGUCGACAAUGGCAACAAUAACUUCAUCCCUGACGUCCUGAACAAGGUGAAUUAUACCCCUUACGGAAUUGAUUUCCCUCUGGGCCCUACGGGAAGAGCCACCAAUGGGGCGAACAUGGCUGACAUACUCGCCAAAGAGCUCAAACUUCCAAACUACAUCCCACCCUUCAAUGAUCCCUCCACAGCUGGUAACAGAAUCGUUCAUGGCGUUAACUAUGGCUCUGGUGGCUCUGGCAUCCUCGAUGAAACUGGUGCUAACCUCGGAAAUUUAAUUAGCAUGAAUAGGCAAAUCAGGAAUUUUGAGGCAAAGACUCUUCCAGAAUUGGCUCUACAGUUGGGACAUAACAGGAGCAGGAUCUUGUCUCAGUACCUGUUUUUCUUGUCCAGUGGAGGAAAUGACUACUCAGCAAACUAUUUCGGGAAUUCGACUGGAAGUAAUGUCACUGUUGAAGCUUUUACUGCCAAUUUGACCUCCACAUUUAUUCUCCAGCUGAAGAAGCUGUAUAGUUUGGGAGCUCGCAAGUUCGUGCUCGCAUCAAUCAUUCCAAAUGGUUGCGCUCCAAUGGCCAUGGCGUCGGCUCCUGGUGAAGGCUGUGUAGACAGGAUAAAUAAGGCAGUGCAAAUGUUUAACAUCCAGAUGAGGAACUUGACAGAUUCUCUCAGACCUCAAAUGCCUGGAUCUCGCCUUGUUUUUGUCAAUGCCUACAAAAUUGUUAGAGAUAUUAUAAGAUAUCCAGCCAUUAAUGGUUUUCAGAAUGUGAAUACUUCUUGCUGUACCAUUGCGGCGCAUGGGUUUGGGUGCGCCAGUGGAGGGCCAGUUUGUAGCAACAGAAGGGAGUAUGUGUAUUUUGAUGGCAAUCAUGUUACAGAAGCUGUAAAUAAUGCGAUUGCAACCAAGGCCUUCUCAUCCAACCGCACAGCUGAGGUCUAUCCUUACAAUGUCCGGAAGCUCUCGCAAAUUUAGAUGCCAAAUAAAAACACACGUGUAUUACGAUUAAUGGCAGCUAAUAACCCCUCACGUUUUACAAUAUUCAUAGAGCAAUGACCACUGUUCUGUACAAUGAACUGGUAAAUGGUAUGAAGUCUAUAAAGCACAGCACGUGAACUUUGCUAAUCAAAUAAAUGUUAGAAUUAAGAUUGUAAGGUCAUCACCACAGGUCUUGCUAUUGAUAGCUUCCCAUUACAUGUCUUGGCACCCUUUUGUAUGUUGGACAUCAAAUGAUGAUGCCGAAUGAAAGUGUUCUAGGCAAAAUCAAAUCAAAAGCUAUCUUCCAUGUUGGGACAGAA